Molecule: messenger RNA, 423 nt
Organism: Symbiodinium necroappetens
Lineage: Eukaryota; Dinophyceae; Suessiales; Symbiodiniaceae
Source: the annotation of a GenBank genome assembly
AUGCGGGAGAUUACCUUUCACAAGAAGUACCGGCGUGGCACCCGAAAUCACCUGGGCUUCGUUAAUGAGGACAACGAGGGCCACACCGUGGUGUACAAAGGGAGGCUCAUCGGAGACAACCUCGGAGCGGGCUUCCGAGGUACUUGGCAGAUUCGAAACAGCGGAACCAACAGCGACGGCAGCUUUCACCUCUGGCCGGCAGCGGAGUUCCAGCCGUCAGCGCCACCUGCAGCCCAAGUCUUUCAAGUGGCAGAGGACGGUGAGUGCGUGGUCUGCUACGAGCGGGCGAUCAACACUUGCCUGCAGCCGUGCGGCCAUAUGGCAAUGUGCCAGCAGUGUGUCUCCAUGCUGCCGGCCCCUCGCACAUGUCCCAUCUGCCGCAGCCGAAUACAGUCUGUGCUGACGCAGCCCCCGGGCCCCUAG